Danio aesculapii is the source of this 1135-nucleotide messenger RNA. It is a transcript of the gene ptf1a, whose product is annotated as pancreas associated transcription factor 1a. Gene Ontology annotation, biological process: regulation of transcription by RNA polymerase II; developmental process. The transcript has 2 exons. Bases 66 to 863 code for a protein of 265 amino acids. Lineage: Eukaryota; Metazoa; Chordata; Actinopteri; Cypriniformes; Danionidae. The record is from RefSeq and is a predicted model, not a curated record. Gene Ontology annotation, molecular function: RNA polymerase II transcription regulatory region sequence-specific DNA binding; protein dimerization activity; DNA-binding transcription factor activity, RNA polymerase II-specific.
UCAAGAGGAAAAGAUCGAAGAGUAGGCGAUUGUUGUUACUGGGCAACACCAACACAGCACAAAAAAUGGACACUGUGUUGGAUCCAUUCACAGGCUUAGACUCAUUCUCCUCCUCUUAUUUCGACGACGAUGACUUCUUUACGGACCACUCUUCGAGAGACCACUUGGACACAGACGACUUUCUGGACGAGGAUGUCGACUUCCUUACCAACCAAAUCCAAGAAUAUUACAAGGACAGUCGGAUAUCACAGGACGGAGACUAUUGUGACGUUGGCAACUUCUCCUUUUCCUCGUCAUCUUCGACUUUUUCUUACGGUUGCGCGGACAGCACCUCGGAGCUGUCCCCUCACAGAGACGGAGGCUUACUGAAGAGGCGGAGGCGCAUGAGGUCCGAUGUGGAGAUGCAACAGUUGCGUCAAGCUGCCAACGUCCGGGAACGACGAAGGAUGCAGUCAAUUAACGAUGCUUUCGAGGGACUGCGAUCUCACAUCCCAACUCUACCAUACGAGAAGAGACUUUCAAAAGUUGACACUUUACGCCUGGCAAUCGGCUACAUUAACUUUCUUGCGGAACUCGUGCAGUCGGACAUGCCAAUCCGGAACCCACACAGUGACGCUUUAAACCAACCGAAAAAAGUCAUCAUUUGCCACCGAGGAACAAGAUCCCCAUCUCCAAAUGAUCCAGACUACGGGUUGCCUCCUCUCGCAGGACACUCUCUUUCAUGGACUGACGAGAAGCAGUUAAAAGACCAGAAUAUCAUUAGGACAGCGAAAGUCUGGACACCAGAGGACCCACGAAAGUUGCACUUGAAAUCAUCCAUAAACAAUAUUGAGAAUGAACCCCCCUUUAAUUUCAUUUCCUAAGGCAAUGUUGCUGUUAGUAUUCCGUAUAUACACAUUGUGUACAACUGAAUUGUAUGGAUAUAUCCAUGUUUUGUAAUAUAUUAUUGUGACUAUCUGUGUUUCAGCCUUUUAGUCUGAAUUGAAGAUAAGGCCACUGGCAAUCAUGUUUGUGUCGUAUUUAAUUGUUUUAAUUGUGCUGUAAUAUAUUUUUUUCUAAUUUAAUACGGAUUUUAUGUCAAACAAAAACUAUUUUUAUACAAACGAAACACGAAAAUUGUCUAUAUUUAUACUGA